Messenger RNA from Ichthyophthirius multifiliis, 4977 nucleotides. RefSeq lists its product as hypothetical. The transcript is spliced from 11 exons. The record is from RefSeq and is a predicted model, not a curated record. Gene Ontology annotation, biological process: axonemal central apparatus assembly. Gene Ontology annotation, cellular component: axonemal central apparatus. NCBI's taxonomy places the organism in Eukaryota, Ciliophora, Oligohymenophorea, Hymenostomatida.
AUGGGCCCUAAAAAAAAAGAAGAAGAAAUCGAUUUAUAAACACUACCUCCUUGGUAAUCAUUAAAUUGCAUGAUUAAAUUUUAAGGCAAAAAAGAAAGAAUGCAAAUAUUAAUAAAUAAUUUAUUAACACAACCUAAAUCAUUUUAAAGAAAUAUAACGCGUGAAGAAAUAAUUGAAUUUGCUAAAGAAAAAGGCUUAUAUACAGAUCCAAAUACUUUAAAUGAGAAAUAAAAAAAAGAUACGAAAUUCUUAGAAUCUACUAAUUUAGAAUUAACACCAAAAGUUCUCGCAGAAGCUUUUAAUGCUCUUAAAUAUGAUUUAGAUAUUAAAGGAAGAAAAAUAAAAAAAUUAAAUAUAGACGCAUUAAAUGAGGCUAAUGAAGAUAAAAAAGUAGAUUAAAAAAAAAAAGGUGAUAAAAAAGAAACUAAAAAAGGAAAACAUUAAGAAGAAAUAAAAGAAGAAAAAAAACCAUUAGCUGAACUUGAAAAAGAAUAUAAAAAAAAUAUUGAUGUUUUUUAUUUAUUAUUUGACUACCCUCAAACUAAAGAAGAAAUACAUGCAUUAUCUUAUACUAAUAACAUAAUUAAUUUAAUUUUCGAUACUAAAGAAAAAGUAAUUUGGCCUUAAAUCGAAUUAUAAUUCUAAUAAUAAUAACCUGAAUAAGCUGGAAUAGUUUAAAAAGAUGAAGAAUAAGAAGAAGAAGAUCCAGAUAUAAUUGAAUCUCGAAGAUAAGAAUAAGAAAUGAUUGAAAAAUUAUAAAAAGAGCAAUUAAAUGAAAAAGAUUAUGAGUAUAUAUAUGAAGUUUAAGAAUAUAUAAAUCUAUAUAAAUAGGCUAGAAAGGAAGUUGGUAAAGAAUAAAUUUUGAGAAAUUCUGUUAUAAAGGAAAUUAUUUAUUAAAAUGAUAUUUUAUAGAAAGAUGAGAGUUUUAAGUCUUUUUUGGAUUAUUUUUUAGAGGAAAUUUGCAUGUUUUCUUUUGAUAUUUAGUAGUUUUAAGAAUGGAUUAAAGGAAAAAAAGAAUUGCCUUUAUGUCCUUUAGAAUAUGCUAAGAAAUAAAGGGAAGAAGAGGAGAAAAGAAAAGUUUAAGAAAGAUUAAUGUAUGAAUAAUAAAUUUUGGAAGAACAAAAAGAAAAAGAAAAAAAAUAAGGUAAAAAAGAGGCUAAAAAAGACGAUAAAAAAGGAAAAAAAGACGACUAAAAAUUAGAAGAAGAAAGAAAAUAAUAGGAGUUAUUAUUAAUGUAAAAAUAAUAAGAAUUAUUGGAAAAAAAUUAAGAUUUACCACCUGCUCUUGAAGUGGAACCUUUUUAAUUUUAUUAUAUGUAAUUAGAAAACGUUAAUUUAUAAAAAACUGGACCGGGAAUACUUUUAGAAUGCUUAUUAGAUCAAAUUUAAUAAGAGAAAAAUCAAGAAUUAAAUAACAAAAAUAAUUAAAAAGAUAAUGUCUAAAACAUUUUAAAUACUUUAUCUAAUAAAAUAGAUUAUAAAUCUAAUAAAGAUAAUAUUAAUAAUAAUAAUGAUAAUAUUAAUAAUAAAAAUAAUAAUAUUGAAUUUUUGGAAUAAUAAAUAAUUGAUGAAAAUGACGAAAUAGAAAAAAAAAGCCAAAAUUAAACUUUAAAUAAAAAAGAUGAAAUAUAAAUUAGGGAAAAAAACCUUUUAAAAAAUCUAGUUUUUCCAGGCUUAGAUAGAUAGAAUAUGCCUGAAAUUCCAGAAAAAUCUAUUGAUUUAAGAAAUGCUGAAAAAGCACUUAUUUAUCCUUUUAUUUCUUGCGAUGUGUCUGAAUUCGAAAGGAGAUAAACAAUUUGUAAAUUCGAGGAAAUUUUAAACGAAGCAGAACCGGAAAGGGAAUGGAAUUUUGGAGAUAGAAUAUAUAUAGAAAGGUUUAAUAAAAAUACUUUAUGUUAAAGUUUAUAAAAAGCACUAUUAUAGGAACCUUUAAUGGUUACUAAAUAUAAUUCUAGAGAAGAUAAUUUAUUUAUUGUUUUGUAUUUUAAAAAUCCACCAGGAAGGGUUUUUAGGAAAAAAUGGAAUGCAGAAUGGCAGGUUAUGCCUAAUUUGGAAAAUUGGAUUUAAUUUUUUAAAAAUAAUGAAGUAAACUAUAAAAAUGAAGUAUAUUAUAAUAUUGAUUAUGAAGUUAUUGGAAAUCUACAUGAGAGAAUCAAAUAUAUGUUCCCAGGAGAUAAUUCAGUUAUAUAUGGAAAUAAAUUCUAGGUUGGAGAUAAGAUAUUUUAUAGGUAUAAAAUUAUAAAAGAAAAUGUAGUUUUUGGCAUUAGAGAAAAUAGAAUGUAGUAAUGUAAUUUCUGGGCUUAAUUUGAAAAUUCAAAUUAGUUAUAUAAUAACUAAGAAUAUGUACCUUAAAUAAAUAUUUCUUUAUCAAAUGGUUUAAUAGUGAAAUUCUUAUCAAACGGAGAUGUGUAUUAAUAAAUAAUGGAUGAUAAAAAUAAAUUAUUAUAUAAAGAUUAUGAUGAUAUAAACCCAAAUGAUAAUUCAAAAUAAUCAGAUAAAAGAGAAAUAAAGAGAAUAGUAACAGGAAAAGGAACAGGAUUAAGAAAAGCAAGAAACAUAAUAAAUAACAGUGAAUAAUAAUAUGAAUCAGUUCCUUGUGCAAAAAGAACUGACCCGAAUACAGGUUCUUAGAUAAUUAUAAGAGAAGAUUAAACAUUAAUAAUUAAAUAUAUUGACGGUUCUGUAUAUACUAAACAUUUUGAUGGAACAUAAAUAUAUACUGCUUAAGAUAAAAAUACUAUUAUAAUAGAACAUAAUGAUUUCGCCACUAUUAAAGUCCUAUUUGAUAUAAACAAUGAAAAAAUAUUAGAAACAUAUUUACCUGAUAAAACUAAAGUUAUAUUUAUAAAAGAUUAUCAUUAAAUAUUUUUGGAUGAUGGUUCUCAAUAAAUUGAAAGACCUUAAACUCCUGAUUUUUAAGAUGGAGAAUAUAUAGAUGAAGAAUAUAAAAAUAUAUAUCCAUAAACUGAAAAAUGGAAUAUAAGGCUUUUUGUUGUUUAAAAUGAUAAUACAGGAUAUGAAUUAUUAAAUCAAUUUCAAGUUUAAAAUUAUUUUAAUUAAAAAUAAGAAAAUGAAAGUUGUUAAAAAGUGAUAGAAGAUUCUAUAAAAAAUAAAAAUAAUUGCACAUCAUAUACUUUUAUUUCUUCUUUAUUAUAGUUAGAAGAUAAGAAAAUAUAUCAUUUAGAUCCAUAGUAUCCUUAAGAUUUAGAUAUAAUUAGUAAAAAAUAAACUCAAAAAGUUUAAAAGAACUCUCCUAAUGUAUUUACUUUCCGAAAUUUAUUAAAAUUCGAGAAUUUCGACUCUAUAAAAAGGGAAGAACAUAAAAAAGACAUCGAAAAAUUCUAUUAAUGGAAAAAAGAAUACCAAAAACAGAGUAAUGAAUUUGGUAUUAUUUAAAAAAGCGAAGUAGAAAGAUAAGAAGACAUCAGUAUUUCUUUACAGAUUUUAAAUUUCCGAAAAAACUGUAUUUUAGAUGAAAAUUAUGAAGAAGCUAAAGAUAAUUUUAUAAAAAAUUUAAAAAAAAAAUAAGAAAAAGAUUCUUAAAAAAAAAAAAUGGAAAAAGAAGCCGAAAAUUUAGACGAAAUAUAAAAAACUUAAAACGAGAAAAAUUCCAAUAUAUAAAAAAUCUCUAAAAAAUAAAAAAAUAUUGAAAAUAAUUUCUAAAACGAAUUUUCAUUAAAAAUACAAAAAAAAAAAGAUGUUUUUGUCACUCAUUUCUUUGAAACAGAAGAAGGAUUAUAAGCCUUAAACUCUAUGGAAAAAUAUAUAUUCCUCCCAGUUGUAUUAGCUCCUAAUUUAAAAGAUGUAAAUAGAAAUGAUAUAGAAGAUUUAAACAGUCGAGCAAAUGAAUAUUAAUAAAGUUUUAAAAAUACUACUCUAAAAGCCACAUAAUUUAAAGAAAAUGAUCAACCAAUAGUAUAAUUAGAACCAGAAGGAAAUUAAUAAGGAUAUAUGAGUCAAAAAUAACCUUUUAAUAUAAUCAUUAAGCCUAGUGUAUUUACAUAAAGAGAAAUUGAUGAAGAAAAAAGACUCAUUGAAGAUGAAAGAGAAGCACUUAGAUAUAGGAAAAUCAAAACUAAAGACUAUAAUAUUUUAGGUGAUGAAAGAAAAGAAGAAUAAAAAUAAAAAAUACCUUGUUUAUUUAAAAGUAAUCCAAUAUCAGAAUUAAAUUAGAAAUAUUUACUUACAGACAGUUUAACUGAAAAAAGAAUAAAAAUAAGUUCUUUGGCUAAUAGAUUAUAUUUAAAAGCUCCAAGUAUUAAUGAAUAGAGAAAUACUGGAUCACACUAGGCAUUAGCAAAAACAUUAGAUAAAAAAUAUAAUAUAGAUGAUUUAGAAAAUAGAAAAAAUUUAAUGUUGACAGCAGAUUUAAAUGAUUAGUUAAAAAAAGAUAUUUCAAUUAUUCCUUGUUAAGUUAAUUUUGGUGUACUUAAAAAUGAUAGAAUUUAUUAAACAAAAAUUGUUAUUAAAAAUGAAGAUAUAUUGGCUUAAAGAGUUGUAUUAAAAUAACCUUAAUCAUAAUAUAUUAAAGUUUUUUUAAAUGAAUUAGGAACAAUUCCUAUGGGAUUAACUAGAGAUAUUAUUGUUAGAAUAAAUGCUUCAGCUGAAAUUAUCGGAAAGUUUACCGAAGAAUUUUAAGUUAUGACUAAACAUUCAGUUUAUAGAAUUCCUAUAUAGGCUAAUAUUUUAGAAAGUAGAGAAUUCGACUAUUUAGUAAAAGAAUCAAAAGAAAUUCAUGGAAAACAUAUUUUAAAAUAACAUGUUAAAGAAUUAGAAAUUGUAACUUUUUUUUUUUAUUUUGCUAUAUUAUUUUUAAAGGAUAAAAGAAAAGAUGUAAACGAAAGUUAAUAAUCUGAAUUAUUUCCUAAAUUAAAUAAUUUUGAUAAAAAUUAUUAAAUUGAUCCAACUAAAAAUAUAAUAAAAAAUAAAAAAGAAAAUAAUAAUAAUGAUUCUUUUGAAUAAUCUUUUAAUGAUUGA